Molecule: messenger RNA, 6988 nt
Organism: Cinclus cinclus
Lineage: Eukaryota; Metazoa; Chordata; Aves; Passeriformes; Cinclidae
Gene: ANGPTL2
Product: angiopoietin like 2
Exons: 5
Coding region: 4128-5600 (490 amino acids)
Source: RefSeq, a predicted model, not a curated record
AGAAUCCCAGAGGGAAAAUAGUUCAUAAAACCUGAAAGAGACAGUUAACCAGUCUCUUAAGUAAAAAUGAGAUCCUCCAAGGCAUGGCAUCAAAACCAACAAAUAAUGAAAAACGUCCAAAAAAGUUUGGAUUAUCCCAUAUUAUGCAUUUUGUAAGUAGCUCAAACCCAAAAAGACCAUAGUGCUGACAUUGCUACCUUUAAUGCUCCCUCUUAAGGUAAGCUGAUUGAAAAUAGAAAUUAACAUUUGCAAAACAUAAUAUUUUUCAUGUAUAAAUAUUUUUUACCUUUAUAAUUUCAGGAUCAUGACAGUGAUUAAACAAUAGGUUGUGAAAGUACAAUUUUGUAUUGUAAAUUUUAGCAUUGUACAAUUUGAUAUUGUAAAAUACUAAAAUCUUGUUGAAGUACAUAAAUUUCAAGAUAUUCGUAAAAAUCAAAAGGUAACACAUUUUGACUAAUGAAAAGCUGCACAUAAGACAGAAUACAGGACAGAAAAAUGUUUCAAAGCAAAGCCAAAGUGAGGUUUUAUUUAUGUUUUCUCUCUAAAGGACAGAAAAACAAAUCAAAUGCUGGAACGUGCAAUAUCAAAACUUUCAAAAAGUUUUUUUCCUAUUUUGUCACCAGAUCAUGGAAACAUCCUUACUUGGGUAAACAAUGAAUGAGUAAGCCACCUACUUCCAAUUAUAUGUACAGAUAGGCAAACAUCUGGUAUACAAGCUGAAAUUUUAGCUAAAGCACUCAUGCUGGCUAUGAGUAUAAAGCUGCUACAAUUACAUGCCACACAACAAUGCUGCUAAUGCAGUUAUACUGGCAAAAGACAACCAGGAAAAAAAAAAGUAUUUUGCCUGAAUAAAAAGUGCAAUAUACUGCCAAGUAGGGUAGACAUACACAAAACUGAGGUCUGGUGCACCUGCACUAGGGAAAGUUUGCCCCAACUCAAUUGCCAAGAAAAGUGCUUUUACAAGUAGAAGUCUUGAACAGCCAGAAUCUAGAAACGAAAUAAUGAAAUUACAUCAAUCUGAUUAGAAGCUCCAUUUGAUGUUUAAUCAAAAUAAUUUAUUUUUAAGUAUGCUUCAUUCACCUGGUUUUUGUUGGUAUGGUUGUGUGUUAAAGUUUUGUCAGUAGCAUGAAGAUAAGAAACAGACAAUGCUGUAUUUCCAGUAAUUAAGAAAAUUUGCCCCAAACCCUGCAAGUGUACUUUUAGGUUAAAAGUCUACAGGUGCCCAAGUAGAAUUUUGCACUGGGAACAAAUAUGGCCCUAGUAAUAUAGCUUCCUCCUGGUGCACUGCAGAACUAUUGGCAGAGGGCAAGGGGAAGGGAGACAGAAACAGGAGGAACUGAGUGAUCAGCAACCAACAGCAGCAGCAAAGUACAAGGAUAUCAGCAAUUGCUGGGCACAGGAGAAAACUCAAAGUUUAUGUCCUAGACAUCAGGUAUGAUCUUCCUCCCACCUGGGAAGGAAGCCUCAUGUCCUAAGAAUCUACUGUUCUGCCACUCAAAGAAGAAAGUAUUAAAAAAGCAUUAAAUCCUUCCUUAAAAUUGUUUCUCUGGCUUCCCUCCCUACUUUCUCCAUUCCAGCAAACUUUUUUUAUCCCUGAAAGAUUAAUCAUUAAGAAUUGUUCAAAUGACCAUGUUGUGAAUUUCAUUUUAAUCCAACUGCAGAAAGGAAGGAAUGCCAUUUAUUCGUGUAGUCCUUCACAAUAUGCAACAAAUGAGCCUCAUUCUAAACACCUUUUUUUUUUUUUAACCACACAAGUUCAGACAGUAACAAACUUACAGAAUUAUCAUAUACAGACUGCAGGGAGAAGGACAGCUGAUGACAGUAUUCUUUUUUCUGUUUCUACUGGGGCAGUAACUAACCAGUGUCAUUUUCCACUGAUUUUUCUUGUAAGAACAUCUUAGAAAAGAUGACAUGCAGGCAGUAUCAUGACAGAAAUAUUUCAGCAGGUCUGAUUAUGCUGAUGUCAUUCACUGGUGGCCUGCUGUCUGCAGCCACUGGUCAAACCCUAGAACAGGCUUCCUAGAGAGGGGUCACCCACAGUCAGGCAGUGGGACUAGAUGAUCAUUAAGGUGAUAUGUUAUAACGAGGCUGAUGAACUCUGUCCCGUUAUUUUCUUACACAGUUCUUAAAAACAGGAGAAAAAUCUGUUAGAUGUUGCUCUUUCUUCAGCUCAGAAAAGUUUCUUUUUUCUUCAGAAAAGUAUGGGCAUUGCAAAGCCAUACUUGAAAAUACAAGAUACUGUAACAGACAGAAUUGAACACUGAGGGAAAAAAACAGUUGCUUUUUAGUGGUCAAAAAAUGUACAGGUUUAGAGGGGGAAAAAAAGGAUAUUAAAAUUCCAACGCCGAAAUAAAACUAUUUUACACCUAUGCACGAAAGACAUUUGCAAAACAAGUCAUCUGUGCAGGAACACGAGGCCUGGGAAACUGCCAGGUUUUCCAAGUGUGACCUGCUGUGCAAAUGCUGAUUAUGCAAGUUAAAUCUGUCUGGAGUGAAUUUAUGUUCCCUAUUUUCCAGGGCUCCAAAUAACAUUGCUUUACUAACAGAAACUGUGUCAAACUCCAGAUCUUCAUCUGACAUGUUUUCAAGAUUUUUGAGAAGCUCUGUACAGCACAACUCCUUUCUACUAGCAAAAUGAAAAUGAGUUUUUUCUAAAUAAGAAAACAAGGCAAAAAUACUUAUCCAAAAAUUUUGAGGAGGAUUAAAUCCUGGUCACUUUUUUGAAUCUUUUACAGAAACAUCUAUGGUUUAUUCCACAAAAAAAACCAAAGAAAAAUACGAAUGACAACCAUAUCUCUUCUCAGUAUGAGUAAUAAAGGAUGCAUAUCCAUCAUUAGCUUGAAAUUUAAAAAAAAAUAUCUUCAAAGUCAGCAGCUGCCUAGAAUCAUAAAACAUUUUAUAUUGGAUGGGACCUUAUCUUCACCUUACAAACCAAGUCUAGUUUCAAGAUUAGAUCAGACUACUCAUAGUCUGAUCAUAGUCUUACCUAAAUCAAAACUUCAUGUAUUUCCAGGAAUGGAAAUUCUACCACCUGUCUGGGUGGCUGCUUCAGUUCUCAGUCACCUUACCAAUGAGGUUCAUUUUUUAAGAAAACUCAUUUUUUUUUUCCUGAGGUAAUCUGUAUCCACCAUAUACUUUCACUGUACACUUACAAAAAGAAUUUAUCUUCUUUACAAACACCCAUUAAGUAUUUGAACAUGUCUUUCUUUCCCUUCUCACCUGGAAGCUACACAAACCUCCUUCUUCCUGCCUGCCACCCUCCAGCUAUCCAUGCUGGGUGUACUCAGCUGGACUCACUCCAGUUUCUCACUGCUGUUACUAUCACCAUUUCAUGUAAUUUAAAAAAAUUAUUGUACUAAAGAUGACCCAACAGUAAGGUGACAGAUACUUGAAUACUGAAUUAUUAUUCCAUGAGAAAUUUUUUACAAGCCAAGAAAAACACAACAGCAACACCACCUUGGUUAAAAGUACCUGUCUUUAUACACUGAAAAAACUCCAUCCUGCCUUUUUAAUUCAUUUUAUUUAAGAAAACUGGGUUGCAUAUACACAUAAGUACUGAAAAUCAACAACAAAAACGUUUUAGAAAUACAUGACAAAGUGCUGUUCAAGUAGCUAAGAAGGUGGUUUGUGACAUGGGUAUUUCUGGCAGCAGUGACAAUGCUAAGCCUGUGUUGCCAAGUCUACUAUUGCCUACAAAGUUCUGGUGUUGACUUAUUUUUUGAAAGAUUGUGAAGGCCUCAGCUGUUGACCUUGAAAUAUGAAUCUGCAUGGAGAACUAAGUUAGGGUAAUUUCACCAAAGGGCAGCUGUUGUAAUAUGCCAGUAUACACUACCAGCUGAUUUAGAUCACCAUGCAUCAUCACUGUCCACCAUGCACAUAUGCAGCUCUUUUUCCCUUUCAAGAAGGGAAUCUGAAGUGAGAUGACUAGGACUCUUUAAAUCCUUGUAUUUAUUGCUUGCUUUCUUACAGUUAUUGGCAGGCUUUGGAUGAACUAGCAACUAGUAACUACAGUUCUGACCAUAGAAAGAUACAACUACUCCCCAUGAUGUCCACUUCAGUCAACAGAAGUUAAGGCUGGAUUUUAGGAAGUUCUUUGCAGAAGAAUAUUUGACUGGAACUAGAGGAUCAUGAUGACAACAAGAUUCAUCUGUUUAAUGCUAGUAACUGUUGUGGGAGUUACUACAAGUGAAACACAGGAAUUUGAAGGCAAUGACAAGGAAAAGGCUCAAGAAUUCAUUUAUAUGAACAGAUAUAAGCGUUCCAGUGACACACAGGACAAAUGCACUUACACCUUUAUUGUACCUCAGCAGAGAGUGACGGGUGCCAUUUGUGUUAAUUCUAAGGAGCCUGAAGUUCUGCUUGAAAACAGGGUAAAUAAACAAGAAUUACAGUUACUCAACAAUGAACUUCUUAAACAAAAGAGACAAAUAGAAACUCUCCAGCAACUGGUAGAGGUGGAUGGUGGAAUUGUUAAUGAAGUUAAACUCUUAAGAAAAGAGAGCAGAAAUAUGAAUUCUCGUGUCACACAACUCUACAUGCAGCUAUUACAUGAAAUUAUCCGAAAACGUGAUAACGCCUUAGAACUUUCUCAACUUGAAAAUAAGAUUUUGAACCAAACUGCAGACAUGUUGCAGCUUGCAAACAAAUACAAAGACUUAGAGCACAAGUAUCAGCAUUUGAUGUCAAUUGCCAAUAAUCAGACAAUAAUAAUUGCCCAGCUGGAAGAACACUGUCAAAGAAUGCCAUCCAUAAAACCACUGCCACAAACUCCACAGCCACCAGUUAAAGUGUACCAGCCUCCUACUUACAAUCGCAUUAAUAACCAGAUAUCUACUAAUGAGAUUCAGAGUGACCAGAACUUAAAGGUUCUGCCACCUACCUUACCAACCAUGCCUGCAGUUACUAGUAUUCCAACUUCAACUGAUAAACCAUCUGGGCCCUGGAGAGACUGUCUACAAGCAUUAGAAGAUGGCCAUGACACAAGCUCCAUCUAUCUUGUAAAACCAGAAAACACAAAUCAGCUGAUGCAGGUCUGGUGUGACCAACGGCAUGACCCCGGUGGCUGGACUGUCAUUCAGAGACGGCUGGACGGCUCUGUCAACUUCUUCAGGAACUGGGAGACAUACAAGCAAGGAUUUGGUAAUAUAGAUGGAGAAUAUUGGCUUGGAUUAGAAAACAUUUAUUGGUUAACAAAUCAAGGCAACUACAAACUGCUCAUAACAAUGGAAGACUGGUCAGGUCGAAAAGUAUUUGCUGAGUAUGCCAGCUUCAGACUGGAGCCUGAGAGUGAGUACUACAGGCUGAGACUGGGACGCUACAACGGCAACGCGGGAGAUUCCUUCACUUGGCACAACGGCAAACAGUUCACCACCUUAGACCGGGACCAUGAUGUAUACACAGGUAACUGUGCUCAUUACCAGAAGGGAGGAUGGUGGUACAAUGCAUGUGCUCACUCAAACCUCAAUGGAGUCUGGUACCGUGGAGGACACUACCGCAGCCGCUAUCAGGACGGUGUUUACUGGGCUGAAUUCCGGGGAGGAUCAUAUUCACUAAAGAAAGUUGUUAUGAUGAUAAGACCUAACCCUAACACAUUUCACUGAAAUAACUCUUCUCUUGGUUUGCUUUGUUCUAAAAAUCACAUAAGGCUACCAUGUUAUUACCAGAAAUUAUCUCUUCAGAAAUGAGGAAUGUAAGAUACUGUACAUUUAUUGAUAAGAUAUGAGGGCUUGUAUAUUAUAUUUUCAAGAAUUAUCCCAGGAAAAAGAGCUGAAGAAAAGGAACUGUAAUAACAUUCAGAAGACCUCUUGGUAGUAUUAGAACUUGGCAGUUUAGAUGAAAACUAUAGGUAAGCUUCCUGGUUUUUACUCCCUGUAAAUUAAGUUUGGAUGAUAAAAAAAUUGCCACCACAUUUAAGUAUUUUUGUAUGUAUAAAUAUUCUCAAAUACAGGAAAUAUUACAAACUGUACAGCAAGAGUUUUAUUAUUAUUAUUAUUAUUGUUGUUGUUAUAAGCAAUCAUUUGACACAGGAAUCAUAUCCUUUGAAUUACGUAGGUGGUAUGUGUACAUUAAUGUAAUGAUCAUGUAAUCUUUGUUAACUACCAUGAAUAAAGUUAGCACUAUAUAAUUCUGUUUUGAGAGCAGAAAAAAAAACAUUAUUGUCCUGAUAAACCUGGCCUUUUCCCUUCACUAUGUGCAUUUAGAUUAUCUGCUUCUAUAAAAUUCCACCAUUAAUUCAAAUAUUUUAGAUUAAAAACAAAUUAUUCUUCUUACCAAAAAUGAAGUAGCUACUUGCAUAUGGAAAUUAAUCCAGAUUUAUAACAGGUAUUAUGUGCUCUAUAGCCAAGAUGUUAUACCCCACAAUUUUUACAGUAUUUUGUACCUGACUUCAGCAAUUACCUGCUGUGUAGCCCCUGUAAUCAGAAAUGGCUGGAUAUAAAUUAAAAGGUCUAUCCAACUUUGCAGGCAAAUGAUGGAUACCAAUUUAUAAGCUAUUUAAUAAUCUUAGCCUUUAGUUAAAAAUUAUAUAGAAAACUUAUCAGUAGCAAAAAUAAGUUAUUUUUAACAUAUUUCACAAUUAUAAUGUUACUGUCAAAUUAUUAAAUAGAUGUAUUCAUUUAUAUUUAGAGGUCAAUCACACUUAAGAAAUAUAGACUGGCAUAAUUCUAAUAUUCUUCUGAGAUAGGUUUCUAUAACAAAUUGUUAACACACCCAUUACAAAACAGCAACUACUACAAAAAAUACAAGUCAAAAGAUGCAUAAAAAGGCAGAAUAAAAGCCUCUAGAAGUUCAACAUAUUUUUGGUCAGCCUGUAUGACACUGAGUGUUUGUGUGUGUGUUUGCAUACUUUUCCCUUAUUACCUCAUCACAUCUUUACCACAGUAUGUAUGAUGUAGCAUGUGUUGUAUAUAACUGAAAGUAGGGUUUUUAAUAUAUUAGAUUACCCCUGUAAUAUUGUAAACCCUUAAUAAAGUAACAAAUGUUAUUUUGA